ACUUUAUAUGAUCUCCUUAACUAAUAAAAAUUCAAAUUUGCUUGUUCUAAUUUUUAAAUGGGACUGCCAUUGUAAUUAAAGUGACUCUAGAUUUAAAUUUAAACUCACAACUGUACUCUUUUAACAUGAAUCCACACAGUUAUGAGGAAGAUAUUGUCGUUUUUCUAGUUAAAAAGUGUUUUAUUCGAACCAUUUCCUCCUAUGUUUCUCAAGAAAGAAACCCGAAACUCGCUAGAGAAACCGCGAUAAAAAUAAUCAUACAAAAAUGUAAAAGGUUCCGUUUUGUAACGAACGCUCUCAUCUGCAAAUGUAGGGUCACCUGUAAUUACGUCUAGAGUCCCAUUAUGUCUUAUUAUUGUUAUUUUAUUGUAUUGUAUUUCAGAUUUGUUUAAUGAUGAGCCGGGAUGGGUGUAUAUGAUCAAAUUAUUGCAUUCAUCACAAUUAUAUUCUCCUUCGCGGUUGUUAUUCUUCUGAUCGCCUUCAGUUGGUGGUUUAUAUACAAGGUUUUCUUGUCUCGGUUUGAAUUUAUCAACGAAAUAUUCUUCCCUGAAGCAGAGAAGGAAGGAGGGGAGAAGAGAAGAACUGGGGCAAGGAAGAAAAUAAGAAAAGAAUAAGAUGAGUGAGCCUGGUAAGCCAGGUGUUCCUGUGGAGCCUAUCGCUCAAGGGAACUAUGAUAGAGCUUGGAACGAUCCACCACUCUUUAGUUAUAACGAGAGUUCUAUCCAGCAGCAACAUCCUCCUGGAGCUAAACUGAAUAAACGAGUUGGAUUCCCUAGUGCAGCCCCGCCUACUCUGCCUGGGACCGGCCCGCCCCCUCGACUUCAUGAUGCAGGUGCCCGCCCACCAGCAGAUUCAAUGUUACCGCCUCCUCCUGCGUUAAGCGUUCCUCCGAGUACCCCUGGAGUGCCUCCGACAUGUUCGCCUCCGACACCCCAUUUAACCAAUGAGCAAUUAAACUCUGAAUUACCGUUGGAGCGCGACGAGGUUUGUGAUAUACUAAGAAGCUUGGCUAAUGAAUACUGUGGGGCUAAAUCUGGUGAUAUUCUUAAGAGAUUGGAUUUAUUGCAGAAGUCCUGGUCUACUGAUAACUUUAACCCAAGAGUUGGUUUGAUUCUGAGUAAUUUUGUCCAAUCUCUGCAAAGUCGCCAUUUUGAGGAUGCGGAUAAGAGUCUGACAACAUUAGGAGCUGAUCAUUCAGGACGUUGUUCCACAACCGGCUGCUACCUUGUUUUUUACGCCUGCUCAACCUAUGUAAAUGUAAAGUACAUUACAGUACAUUUCAGUACAGUACAGUUCAUGUUCUCAUGUUCUUCUCAAAUUUGCCAUUUCUUAUCGUAAUGCAUUGUACAAUGUACUACAUACCAAGCGUUCUGAAGAUUACUUAUGUACUGUCAAACUUUUUGUAUGUACACGACACGAAUACUGUAAUAUAGAAAAAGAUUACUUUAAUUCGGUUCAUGGCAAUAUAGUUUCUUGAACAAUUUAAAGCACAGUAACUUUUACAAUAUGUAAUACGAUUUUAAUUCAUCUUAAAUUAUUCAUUUCAAGAUUUUCCUUUUUACGUUAAAAUCUAAUUUUUUUCU
Molecule: messenger RNA, 1583 nt
Organism: Eurytemora carolleeae
Lineage: Eukaryota; Metazoa; Arthropoda; Copepoda; Calanoida; Temoridae
Product: steroid receptor RNA activator 1
Exons: 10
Coding region: 616-1338 (240 amino acids)
Biological process (GO): regulation of transcription by RNA polymerase II
Cellular component (GO): nucleus
Source: RefSeq, a predicted model, not a curated record